AUGUCAUUUGAUAUCAACUGGGAAAAACUCACCACUGACAACCAGAUAAAUGAUUCGAUAAAAAACUUUUUGCAUGAGCAAUUCCAAUCCUUGCAAUUACCUUCUUACAUCUCCAACUUGGAGGUCGUGGAUUUCAAACUAGGUACUAUUCCACCGGAAAUUACAAUUCGACAUAUAGGCGACCCUUUUGAAGAGUUUUACGCCAAUCCAGAUGACGGUAAUGGUGAUGGAAACAAUGAUGAGGAAGUAUUAAAAGACAAAUCUACCAAGCUAAAGGGUCGACAAGCAGUCAAUAUUAUACCAAACAAAGCGGGUGCCACUCACGAAGCUGAUAAUAUAAAUGAUCAUGACUAUGGCGAUGAAGAUGAUAUUGACGAUGACUACGACAAUGAUUCUGACGAUUACGACGAUGACGAGAAUGAUGGUCUUCAUGAUCAUGGCGAAGAUGAGGAAAAUGAAGAGAGCAGCCAAUAUGAUGAAGAUCGGUUAUCAAACAUUACCGAGGGUCUAAGUCUGGUUGAAUUGUUAGCUAGCGCAUCUACGCCUAAGCGAACAUCUCCACAGCGACCGCCAUUGAUAAGUCCACGUGGUGAAGUUACGCAGCAGACCUUGUCCAAACCCAAAGAACCUUUUCAAUCGAUAUUGAAUCCAUACGGAGUAACCAGCGUAUUAAACCAGGGAAGCAAUGCAGCAAAAAAUACAACAGCAACAUCAAUUGCUGCAGGAACAACCGCCGCAAACGGGGUAGGUACACUGAAAGAUAUAUUUGACCAAAACAACUUUUCAUCACGAGUGAUUCCGAAAAUAAAGACUAAAGAAGAAUCCGUAUCCGGUGACCAACAGCAGGGGAAACAAACAGGAAAAGCAAAUGAAAAAGGACAGAAACAUAAACAUGAACAUGAAGAAGAGCAAGGAAGCGACAAGCAAAACGCAAAAAACAAAGCAAGUGAUGAUGUGCAAUUAAUUUUGGAAAUCAAUUACAAGGGGAACCUUUAUAUUGAUUUGCUUGUAACGUUGUUGGUAAACUAUCCAUCACCUAAUUUUAUUUCGCUUCCUAUAAAGCUACACGUAACAGAUCUAGUGAUUCAUACAAUUGCUACGAUUGCUUAUCUCAAACACGCAGUGUAUGUAAGCUUUUUAUGUGAUGUGAAUGAUGAAGCUGAUGGGUUUAGUGGAGCCUCGUCAAACGCAUCAACACCGAAUGUUACUGGUACAACUAGCGGUGGAGGUAAUAGUGGUGGGAAUAUUGUUGAUUACUAUUUCAGCGAUCCAAACAAUAAGGAAAGAAUUGAUAUUAUCAAGAAAAUCAAAAUUGAAAGUGAAAUUGGAGAAGUGGAGAAUAAUAUAUUGAGAAAUGUUGGAAAAGUUGAAAAGUUCUUGAUGGAACAAUUGAGGGCGAUAUUGAGGGAUGAAAUUGCAUGGCCCAGCUGGAUCUGCGUUGAUAUGGCCGAGAAUGAUGAUGAAGAAGAAGAAGAAGAAGAAGAAGAAGAAGAAGAAGAUGAUGAUGAUGAAGAUAAUGAGGGCCGGGGUCGUAUGAGAGACACAGGAGAUGUAGAUGUACGUGAUCACGACAAAAAGGAAGAUUGA
Molecule: messenger RNA, 1587 nt
Organism: Lodderomyces elongisporus
Lineage: Eukaryota; Fungi; Ascomycota; Pichiomycetes; Serinales; Debaryomycetaceae
Product: ERMES complex subunit
Exons: 1
Coding region: 1-1587 (528 amino acids)
Biological process (GO): mitochondrion organization; phospholipid transport
Cellular component (GO): ERMES complex
Molecular function (GO): lipid binding
Source: RefSeq, a predicted model, not a curated record